Messenger RNA from Notothenia coriiceps (black rockcod), 909 nucleotides. RefSeq names its product endonuclease domain-containing 1 protein-like. The record is from RefSeq and is a predicted model, not a curated record. Gene Ontology annotation, molecular function: nucleic acid binding; hydrolase activity; metal ion binding. NCBI's taxonomy places the organism in Eukaryota, Metazoa, Chordata, Actinopteri, Perciformes, Nototheniidae. Bases 1 to 909 code for a protein of 302 amino acids. The transcript is spliced from 2 exons.
AUGCAUCUGGUUGGCACCUGCGUCCUAAGCUUCUCCCUGCUGAUGGCGUCCCCCCUGGUGAGUGCCACUGUGUCCAAAAGCUUCAAAGACUGCAGCCACUUUUUCUACAUGCAGUCACCGCCUGCAGGGAUAAAGGGAACCAACCUGAGGAGGGUCUGCCAGAAGUAUGCAGACAAACUGCGCUAUUCCACGUUGUAUGACAGCAGUCACCACCUCCCCCUCUAUUCAGCAUACAUCUUUAAGAAGUCAGAUGGGAAGAGGAGGAUGGACACGCCAUGGAUGUAUGAACCACAGUUGGUUUCUGAUGAUGACAGUGGCAACAUGAGAGCCAUUCCCCUCACUGAAGACACCCCCCCUCUGAUUGAGGACAGCCAGGCCGUGUUGGAGGACUACACAGACGCUGUAGAAUACAGACGGGGCCCGCUGAAUCCUGACCUGCACCAAUCAGAGCCAGACGACAAAUCCUCCACAUAUACUCUCACCAAUGUAGUCCCAUUACUCACAAACCUCCUGGACGCUUUCUGGAACCCAUACUUGGACAUUAUCCGCCGCCGCCUCAACAACUUCUGCCACGGCAAAUCAUUCAUAGUGACAGGGGUGACUCUUUCUGGAGGGACCCUCCAACGAGAUAACAGGGACCGCUUGGGAAUCCCCAAAUACUUAUGGUUGGCUUACUGCUGCCCGAAGUUUGACCGUAACUCUCCGUAUGAGGUGAGGUUCAUGUUCCCUAGUUAUGGGGGCUAUGCACUGAAUGAGCAGACUGACCACAGUGUGGUGGAGGUCCCUCUGAAGACUCUGGAGAGCUUCCUGAAGAGCCACACAGACAAUGACCUGAACAUUUUCUACAAGGGCUGUGUGUCAGAAAACACCUUUAAGAAGAAGAGAGACUUGACCAGUGUUUCAGUGUGA